This is a messenger RNA of Plectropomus leopardus (leopard coralgrouper), 4168 nucleotides long. RefSeq names its product coiled-coil domain containing 142 (gene ccdc142). The record is from RefSeq and is a predicted model, not a curated record. NCBI's taxonomy places the organism in Eukaryota, Metazoa, Chordata, Actinopteri, Perciformes, Serranidae.
GGAUUAACAGGUAGACCUACAUCUUACAGCAGCAGUAAGUCAAUAAGAAGACACCUGUCUUCCUGUGCUGAUUCACUGACGGAAUGUGAUCGAUACAAAGAGAGACAGGUAGCAGGUUGAUGCUAAAGGCGCUCAGACUGCUGCUGCUGCUGAGGACAGCUCUGAUGUUGUCAUCAUGAACAGGACCGCUUACUACAUGUGAGGCUCCCAGCGGAUCAUUCAGUCAGUGGACAGACUGUCAGGAUGGACCGGGGACAGACGUCUGGACGCCAUUCCUUGUUCUGAAUCAGCUGAGCUGCCUGGGAUGGAUCAUAACAACCCAGAGAUACUGAGAGAUCCUGGUGGACAGCCUGCUCUGACAACAGGUGACCGAGAGAAUUCCGAGUCGAUCUGUCCAGAAAAGGAGCAGAGGAGAUGUAAUUCCAGCACGCUGACGGAGGAGCAGACCACUAACGGUUCCUGGUCUCAGAGGUCCAUCUCCCGCUCCUUACAGAGAGCUGAGACUUUACUCAGAAGCACCUUUAACCCCAGUCUCAGGUGGCUGUUCCAGGGCCGCAGUCAAGAUGAGGAGGAGGUGGAGGGAAAUUUUGUAGUCGCUCACAAUUUGGUGUCCCGCUCCUCUGCACGUCUCCUGCGUCUGCAGCAGGCUCUUCUGACUGUGGCUCCACAGUGGCAGCCGGUCAGCAGGACGCCGAUGGGAUCUCCUCAGGUGUGUGUGAAAGGCCUACCUGCAGAGGGGGGUGUUCUCCUCCUGCCCUCCUCCUCCCUCCUGCAGGGCCACUACACGGCUCUGUGGAGGCUGCUGGAGCAGCGCUCCCUGCUGCUCUUCAUACAUGAAUACACCAGGAGGGCCCGCCUGUCUGCAGCAUUCAUAUCCAGAGUGAGCCUCCUGCUGGAGGAGCAGCGCAAGAAACCCCAGCUGACGCUCCACCAGACCCGCUCCAGCUGCUCCUCAGUCUCUGUUGGUCUCAGCUCACUGAGUCAGGAGCUCCGGGUCCAUCUAAACCACUGGUCCUGUCUGUUCUCCAAAGUCCAGUCUGAUCCCUAUCUGAGACCUGCUCUGGUCCGGCACACCAGGCUGCUGCUGGAAGUCAAACAGACUCUGGACCUUGUGGGUCUGCAGGCGCUGAUAGUGAUGGAGCGUUACGUGUGUGUCCUCCUGUCUGCUGUAGCUCACACUGAGUUAGACUCUGUACCAAGAGACGUCCUGGAGGAUAUUUUAGCAGGUACGGAGCUGUAUAACCAGGCGGUGGGGGAGCAGAGAGCGCAGCACAGUGUCACACAGCUGAGGACAGUACUGUUACAGCAGACUCAUUACUCCACUCAGGAUUCUGUUCUUCCAAACGGCAAAGACCAGCACCCUGCUGCUCUCUCAGUCAAAGAGCUGAUGAUGAUUGUAGCAGCUCAUCACGCAGACAGGGCAGCCAAUCAGCUGCACUGCUGGGCCUCUGAGUGCAUCUGUCACCACACAUGUUCGGAUGACUCUGUCAGUCAGGAGGCCUGGCUCAGAUCUGAGUGGACGUGGGAGCAGCUGCAGCAUCAGCCCUCCCUGCAGUCAUCAUCUCGUCACAUCUGCCAUAAAACUCCUCCUGCUGAUGCCGCUGACCUUCUUUUUGACAGUACUAUCUUUAAAAACCACCAUUCUGUAUUAGCCAAGCCCACCUUCACCUUUCACAGACCAGGGGGCUCAGACAGAGACCAGACCAGCCAGUGCCAAACACACACAUCCCACUCUGGUCUAGCCCAGACCAGUGUGGGAGCUUUAGACUCAGUCCAACCAAAUCUGGAACAACAGACCAGUUUAGAGAAAGUGCUGCAGAUCAGUUCACCCCCUUCAUCCUCCUCUCAGCACCUCUCAGCCCAGCUCCUGUCUGGGCUCUGCCAACAGGACCAGUCCUCAGUGGAGCCCCUGUUCCAGGUGCUGGUUUCCUCCACUGACCUGCUGGCUCCACUGGUUUCACACACACCCACACCAGAGGCUGCGACUGACCAGCUGCUCCCCAGCACAGGGACAGAUGUGAUGUCACUGAGUGGGAAGACAGAGCUGAUGGUUUUAGGUGCUCCGGUCACGACUGCAGCUGAUUCAGUGGAGUGGACCAGUGUGAGCGCAGAGCUGAACAAGGAGCAGACUGUGGACGGAGCUCAGCAGGACUGGGCUGAACUGGAGUUAACGAGCAGGGAGGAAGCUGCUAUGAGCUCAGGUUUUGGAAGGGAUGGAAACCCAGAGGAAGGGGUGAGUAGCGGUGCCGAGGGGACAGCGGUGGAACCAGACUGUCUUCGGUGGCCUCACUCGGUGCAGUGGUUGGACCUGGGUCAGUCGCUGGUGUUUGCUGAGCUGUUGGGACAGUACCGCACCCUGCUGUGGACGCUGUGCAGCAGAGCCCUGUGGCUGCAGCUGCAUGUGCCGCAGACAGGAAACUGUGCAGGAAGCAUCAACCUCCAGGACACACACAGGGGGUUCCAAAUCCUGCACCGGAUCAGCCAGGCCUCAAAGACAGAUCUGGUUCCCAAAGAGUGCAGAGCCACGCUGGAGGACUUCAGUCUGUAUCUGACAGCCAUUACAGCACAUGCUCGGUGGGACUAUGUGGUUUGCAGAAGUUUAGGUUCAGCUCUGAGAGAUAAGUGUCUCACAGGUGGGACUCAGGCCAGCAACUCUGUGAAGCUGUCAUCUAUGCAGGAUGGAGGUGUGAUGAUGUCAGUGACCAUGGAGCACCUUCUCCAGCUGCCCCCCCCUCUCCUGUCCUCUCUGAGCUGCACUCAGCUUAACAGCAGGGCUGCAGGUUCUUGUAGCAUCUUCCCAUCCAGACUCAGUCUGCAGAGACACACUGUUAGCUUAGCAUUAGCCACAGUGCAGCUGUCUACAGUGUGGGUCACAUCAAAAGCUUACCAGUUUCUCUCCUCAUGGAGCCUCAACAAGUUCCUGCUCAUCACACAGGGAGACCUCAAAGUGCUGAGACAGUCAUUAGAGACAAUGCUGCUUCAGACGAAGACCCUGAUGGUCAGCUCAGACAGUACCCAGCAUUCCACUCUUCAUACCCAUAACCAGCUUCUGCUGAGGCAGCAGCUCAGAGCACUGGAUAGGGCUGUAUGCGAGCUGCAGACCUUCUCCUCUAUGGUGCUAAGAACCUUCUCCAGUGACUGCAAGAGGAUGUCAGGGGAGAUCUUUGAACAGACCAUGCCCUCUGCUGUCCACUGGAGACCCAGCCUCAGGACAGGUUUUCCCAGCAGCCCCAGCGAGUAUGCGUCCCUGGCAGCUCAGACUGUGAUUGGUCAGGUUUUAGAGGGCGUGGCCCCACUGUCUGAUGAUGCACGUGUCCAGGCUCUGAGUAUAACAAUGACGGCUUUCAUGGAGGCCUGGAUGGAACACAUCCUGAAACAGAAGAUCAAAUUCAGUGUGCAGGGAGCUCUCCAGCUGAAGCAGGACUUUGACUCCAUUAGAGAGAUGAUCCAGUCAGACAAAUACGGUCUGUCGGCUGAACUCCACCAACGACUGCUCAGCCUCCGGGUGUUUCAGCAGGUGGACUCAGCAGUGGUGUGUCUGCUCCAGCAGCCUCAGGCCAAACCAUACCUGCAGUCCAGAGCCUGGGAGCCUUUCACUCGCUGCUGUCCGACCAACAGCAGCAGAGACAGCAGAGACAGCAUCGACGUGGUGGCGAGCAGCAUCACCAACCUGAGGCUGGAGGGUGAGGACCUGACCCACACUGACCCCACAGUGGUGACCUCUGACCUCCCCCCAGUGGACCCAUCCACCCCCGGAGAGCCCUACCUCGCUCCAAGUGUGGCUCUGGGUGUCACUCAGCGGGAAUGGUUGGACCUGAGGAUCCACAGCAGCGCUCGACGCUGGAGGCUGCCGGGACUGCACUGUCUCUCCAAGUCUGAACCUUGAACACACACACAUCCUGCAGAGAUCUGACACACACACACACACACACACACACACACACACACACUCAUGUCACAGGACUCCUGUGGCUCUUUGCUUUUGUGUCAGCAAACAUAGUUGAAAUGAAACAACCAGUCAAAACACAAACAUUUUAUUGCUGUUGUUUAGACAUUGUUUAUUUUUGCAAAUAAGAAUGUGAUAUCUCUGGAGGUUACUUUUGAAUGAUGUAAAACUGAUUUAAUGAUCUCAAAACUAUUUCUAUUAUUUAAGACAAAUAUUUAUUGA